Messenger RNA from Hydractinia symbiolongicarpus, 4909 nucleotides. Its product is annotated as protein Daple-like. The coding region runs from base 69 to 3209 and encodes 1046 amino acids. The transcript has 16 exons. The record is from RefSeq and is a predicted model, not a curated record. Lineage: Eukaryota; Metazoa; Cnidaria; Hydrozoa; Anthoathecata; Hydractiniidae.
CAGUCCUUAGUAUUUCUUUUUAGACUAAAAUAAUAUUAUAUAUACAAAAUGUAGCACUCUUUCAAAUAAUGCGGUGUGAAUUUUGUAACGAAGUGUUUGAAAAUACAGAUUUGCUGCAGGAACAUCAAGCUCUUACUUGUCCAGCAGUGCAUGAUGGACAACGUCGGGAAGAACCAGAAAAUGCCACAGUGAAAUUUAAAUGGCUCGUUGAUAGAGUAGUGGAGCCAAUAAGCAUUUAUCUAAUUUGCUCUGACAUGGUCGAUAACAUCGAGUUAAAGAAGAGUAAUGCAAGCUACAUAUCUGAUUUCAUUUUAAUGAACACUGGGAAAUAUAAUGGUCAACUUGUUAUUAACAACGAACUUAUACCGAUAGUUCCUUUUGAAAUUGAUUUCCUGUCAGAAAUGGUGUUUCUUAUUGCAGAAAGAGUUGAUUCAACUGUGGAAGAUAUUACUCCUUUGACAUCCCCUCGUCAAAACAUUGAGAAUUCUCCAAGAGCGGAGAUGUCCCCAAGGGUAGAGAGGUCACCAAGUGAAAAAACACCACGUAGACGUGAAACACCCCCUAGAGGUGAAGCCACACCUGAGAGAUUUACAUCACCAAGAGAUCACAGAGGCCCAUUUGAGGAAGAAUCCCAUUUAAGUCCAUUACAUCAAGAAUUGUUAAAUCAUCAGGUUCGACAUUCCGACGCAAACUUCGAAGACCUACAGACAUCUACAGAUAGAAGUGCUCAAGAGACCAGCACCCCAAGAUUGAAUGGACAAAACAGACAGAGCAAUGAUGCUGCAAGUCCCCGUAAUGAUGAGGAUCAUACGUUAAUGCAUGUUGAUGACUUGGGCAACGACCGUUUGAUGUUAGGAGAGCAUGCAGCUCGCGAGCAUCAGCAGCCGGUGGAAAGCGAGGCUGAAGAUGUAAUUACUCCCCCUCGUGGGCGUGCACAUCAACUUUUAAACAAUUCAAAUUCUAGUAGCGAAUUUUCUCCUCGUGAACGUAAUGCUGACAGAGAUCCAAGUGUGGCUGAUAUGCUGCUUGAAUUAUCAACAACUUAUCAGGAAGGCGAAAUUUCCAGGCAAACAUCGAACCCUAUAGAAACAGAAGAAUUUGAUCACCUUCAAGAUCUAGUACCUCUACAUUCAGAACCGUCGUUUCAAACUACUACUGCAAACGAGGCUUUGGAGGAUGCUUUACAAGAUGCCAUGCGAGAAACCCCGGCAGGUGAAGAAAAUGAGGAAAACGUGCGUAGGGGAGGAGAGCUUAGCGAUGCUUUACAGGACACUGGCGAUGACAAUGCAGCUGCUAAUAAUGUGGAAGAAAGCGGAGAAGGUUAUGUUAGUGAUAGCAGCAGCAGCUUAAUGACACCUGUGCAUGUCCUUACAAAUGAUGAAGUAGCGCAAGCAAGAGCACUUAAUAGAGAAAAUUCACGAGAGGGGUCUACUCGUCGCAGAUCAGCCCGUUCAAGAAAUUUAAGUUUAAGCAAUCAAAGAAGUCAGGAUCGUGCUGGAGAUGAAGAAAGUGAUUUAUCCGAACUACGGGCAAAAUGUGAUUCUCUAGAAUCUGAAAUUGAGCGCCUUCAAAAAGAGGAGAAACGAUUAAAGGAAUUAAUGGAAAAUUACAAAGAAGUUAAGCAGGAAUUGGAAACGAAAUGUUGCUCUUAUGAUGAAGAAAUGGAAAGGUUGAAGAAAAGCCUGCGUGAUCAGGAAGAAAAGAAUAAUCAGGAGCUAUCCAAAUUUUCACAAUUAAAUGCAAAUGUAGAGGCGGAAAGGGACAACGCCCUGAGGAACUUUCGUCAUGUUGAAGGAGAACUUCAUACAUUGAAUCAAAAAUAUGAAGAACUGCUUGCUAAGAAAGACCAAGGUCAGGUUAGGGAGCUGAAAAGAGAAAAUGAAAGCAAGAAUGAUCAGAUUGUAGAGCUGUAUGCGAAAUGUGAAUCAUUUGAAAUGGAAGUGGUGAGACUCAAAAAUGAAAAUGUCUUACUAAAGAAGCGUAAACAAGACGAGGGAAGUCCAAGAAUUAGUGAUAUGAAGUUAAAAUUUCAAGAGCUCGACAGAGAAAAUAAACGGCUGUUGUCUGAAUGCCAAAGUUUCGAAGCUGCUCAAAAGUUGCACGAAGAAGAUGUGAACAAGGAACGGGAACUGCUAGAAAAAAGAAUAAAAACACUGGAGAUAGAAAAUACGGACUUGCGUAUAAAGACGUCUUCUGAACGAGUUCUGUCAAACCAUUUCACCGAUUUUCAUGAUUCUACCAGCAAAAAAAACAUUGAGAAACUUAAAAAAGAAAACCAUGCAUUGAAGGAGAAGUUGCAAAACAUCCGCCAUGAAACAGAAGUUACUGCAAGCCUACAGAAUGGAGAAAUUAGCCGUUCCCGUUCUGAAGAAAAUAGACACGAACCACAUAUCUUAUCUCCGCGUCACUCAGCGUCAAAAUCAAGAAAUUCCGAAACCUACUCGUACAGACAUUUGCCAAGUACGCCCAUCCUUCCUAACCGACGUGAUUGCACGCGUCACAGUAAUGACGUUGAAUAUGACGGCGAUGAGAAAGUCGGCGAUUAUAACAGUAGUUAUUACUUGCGAUCGUCACGACACUCAAACCCUUAUCCUGCACUGGAUGACACAUCACCAAGCGAUUAUGGCAUGUCGCAUAUAUCUGACGCAGUCGAUGUUGCGCGAAGACACAAUCGAACAGAUUAUGCGUGGGAUAAUAUUCACGUUAAUGAUAUACUACGUGAUCAUGCUACACCGUCCUCUCAGAAGAAAUCGCACUUACAACGCACUCGAUCGUUGAAAGAUGGUGUAGAUGCAAUUGACUUUAGCGUUAAUCGUCCACUCGAAAAUUCUCGUUUCGAAAAUUCUCGUUACCAUCCAAAAUCUCGCUCGCUUGAUCUUGGUUUGGAGGAUGUUGGUUAUAAGGAGGAAUCUUCCUAUACACGUCGAAAAUACGAUAGCUUAACAAGUGUUCCAUUCUGUCCGACCACGUCACGAGAUCUUAGAGUGGGCAUGAAAGUCAGUGUGAACAGAGCCUGUGGAAAGUUGUCACGUGGUAUUGUAAAGUGGAUUGGGACAUUGCCGUAUCGCUCUGGAGAUUAUAUCGGUAUUGAAUUGGAAAGUGAAAGUGGUAGACAUAAUGGAUAUUUUGAAGGUGUACAGUACUUUAAAUGCAAGCCGUAUCGUGGCGUAUUUGUUAAAUUUCCGAAGGUUAUCAUGGCUUGGAAAUAAUUACUUCCAUUGGUAUGUUAUACAAAAAAUCUGGAGAAGUUUCAAAUGGAAAUUAGUAUGUCGAGAUUUGAAUUUGAAGUGGCAAUUUUCAGAUUAAUUUUCAAAAAGUAAUAUGAUGGACAGAUUUUUUAAUCGUGUAAAUAGUGCUUAGAUAUUAAUAGUGUAUAUAUUUAUCCAGACAUGUACCGUGUUGUAAAAGGUACCUAUUGUCCCCUUUGAUCUUCUCAUUUUUCGAUGGCUUAUCAAAUAUUGUUGCUAAAAUAUUCGUCUUCUUCUUAUUUAUUUAUUUUUUUAAGUCAACUCGCAAAAAUUGAACUCAAUUUUCAGCAAACCUUAAUUUAUAUAUAUGUAAAUAUAGGUUUAAUUUGUUUGUUUUAAGUUAUUUUUUAUCAAUCUUCGUGUAAAUGUAAUGUAUUCAAAAUUUAUCCUUCUUCUCUGAUGUUUUAUGUGAUAUUUGAAUAUAUAUGAUGUUCAAAAUGCUGCUUUUGAUAAGCAGAAAUAUCAGUAACGCGUGUUUGAAAAAGUAUUCGAUUCAUUCAAAUCAUUUAACAAACAAAAAUAUCAGUCCGCAUGUUGGUGAGAUGGUCAAGGAAUAGGAUAAAAACGUUUAAUGCCCGAGAAAGACAGAUCGCUUUAUCUUUUAUAACUUUUUUGUGAUUUCGUACUUCAUUCUACAAAUUAAGUUCCUAAAAUUGCACUUUUAAGAAUUGCAAAUUUUCUUCGAUCGAGGCAUUUAGGCAGGGAACUUAUAUUUUUGAAGCUGAUACAGCGAUUUAGUAAAAUUUUCCGGUUGGUGUUUUUGAUUUCGCUAUAAUUAAGUGUUUUAGCCUUGACAGAAUCAACUGCGGGUUUUAAAAAAACUGGAAAACAAGAAAAUUAAUUUAAAUUCCCACGGUGAAAAAUUUUUGUUCGAAUUAUAGAGGGAUUCGAAUUAUAGAAAGUCUCUGUAAUUCGAACUUUCAGCUUCAGAGGGUGAAAAUUCAAAUUACAGAGAGAAUUACGUUAUUUCAAAACCAAAGAAGUUUCAUUCAAUCUUUAUUUUCAUAGUUUACAUAAAAAAGAGACUAUUUAAAAAAAUGUGCCUGCGCCGGGCAUGUUACCGGAUACACAGAUAAAAGUCGAUGUCGACCAAUUCCUCUGCUGACAAUUCAACGUUUAUACUUUUCGCCAGCUUUAUCUCUGCGUGUUGUCUCUUGGCCAUUUUCAAUCGAGAAGUGAAAAAAUGUAGAAAAAUCAACGUUUUUUUCUGAAAAAUAACGGAAGACAAUUUUUGAAUUUUAGAAAAAACAUUCGAAUUUGUCAAAGUCUGUGUACACUCUAAAAUUCGAAUAAGGGAGAGAAUCGUGCUGAAGGGACCAAAAAACUGUUUGAAUUGUAGACAGUUUUUUUUAUGAGUUUCUUAGGGAAAAUUGACGGUGACUGAGCACUCGAAUUUAUAAAUAUUUGAAUUAGAUUAGUAUUACUCGCUAAGAUAAAUUAGACAGCAAUUAAUAUGUCUGAAUUUUUGGCCAAUUAUAACGUAUAUACAUAUCAACAAUAACAAGAAUAUAUACAAAAAAUAAUAAUGAGCCGUAUCAAGUGAAGGCGCUUAUUCAACGAGGGUGCUCAUUGAUAUUUAUAUUCCAAAAGUAUUUUUUAGUUGGAUUUCUUUGACGCCUUGCGUAAACGUUGAAAGUUAUGAAGAAUAAAGUUCAUUUUCA